Molecule: messenger RNA, 1933 nt
Organism: Amorphotheca resinae ATCC 22711
Lineage: Eukaryota; Fungi; Ascomycota; Leotiomycetes; Helotiales; Amorphothecaceae
Exons: 4
Coding region: 169-1539 (456 amino acids)
Biological process (GO): calcium ion transmembrane transport; intracellular calcium ion homeostasis
Cellular component (GO): fungal-type vacuole membrane
Molecular function (GO): calcium:proton antiporter activity
Source: RefSeq, a predicted model, not a curated record
UUCAGCGAGCUGGACGCUUCGAGAAGAGGCUCCACCGCCAAGCCCGACGACAUCGAGAUCACGCCCUUAAACAACGAGACGAGAGAGCUGCAAAGCGGGACUACAAUAGUGGAGAAGCAAUCGCCUGCGGACAUCGAAAAACCGCGCCGUCGGUUCGUGCCUGGAUUCAUGCACCGCAAGGCCGAAUCCCGCGCGGAAGAGGAGCAGGAGCGGCCCAAAAAGCGGCCUUGGUAUAAAGGCAAGGAGUUGCAUCACUCGGAACCCUUCACAGUGCGCAAUCAGCUGGGCGCAACCAUCUUCAAUUCCUGGGUUAAUGUCUUGCUGAUUGCGGCGCCGGUUGGCAUUGCGCUCAACUACGUGGGGGUUGACGGGAAGGCGGUCUUCGUCGUCAACUUCAUCGCCAUUAUUCCCCUGGCAGGCUUGCUGAGCUUUGCGACCGAGGAGAUUGCGCUUCACGUGGGUGAAAGUUUAGGUGGUCUUCUGAAUGCCUCUUUUGGUAAUGCGGUCGAGAUGAUCGUGGCAAUCAUCGCAUUGGCCAAGAACGAGGUGGUGGUUGUCCAGACAUCCUUGAUUGGAAGUAUCCUGUCCAAUCUUCUGCUCGUCAUGGGGAUGUGUUUCUUCUUUGGUGGGCUCAGGAGAAAAGAACAAUUCUUCAACAAGACCGUGGCCCAGACCGCCGCCAGUUUACUUGCUCUCGCGGUAGGCAGUGUUAUCAUCCCCACCUGUUUCGAUCAAUUUAGUUCUACGGGUGCUGCUCCGAUCGCUGCGCUCUCUAGAGGAACCUCGGUGAUUCUGCUUGUUGUUUACGCCGGAUACCUCUUCUUCCAGCUCAAGACGCAUUCCGAUGUGUUCAAUGAGGAGAGUCAGAAAGUUGCCAUGAAACCACGGAAGCACGCCCUACAAGAAGGAGCUGUGAUGAGGGGUCUUGCAACGGCCGGUGGCAUUGGGGCGGGGAUUGGCAGGGCACUCCCGGAAGAUGGACCUUCGAAUAAUAACUUUUUCGAACCAAACCCGCAAGACGAAGAGCCGGAGGAACCGCAACUUCACAUUGCCGUCGCAUGGGCUACUCUUGCUGGAGCUACGGCUAUCAUUGGGCUAUGCGCAGAAUUUAUGGUCGAUGGUAUCAGCUCUAUUACCGCCAGCGGGAGCGUCUCUGUAGAAUUUGUCGGUCUGAUCCUACUUCCCAUCGUUGGCAACGCUGCAGAACACGCCACAGCCGUGACCGUAGCCUGCAAGGAUAAGAUGGAUCUUGCCAUAGGAGUCGCCGUUGGAUCUAGCAUGCAGGUUUCUCUCCUCCUGCUCCCGUUGAUGGUUAUAAUCGGAUGGAUCAUGGGCAAUGAUUGCAUGACGCUUGACUUUGAUGGCUUCCAAGUCGCCGUUAUGUUCGUUGCUGUCUUGUUGGUCAAUUAUCUAAUUGGAGAUGGGAGCUCGCAUUGGCUUGAAGGGAUGCUUUUACAGAGCCUAUACAUCAUAAUUGCGGUUUGUGCCUUUUAUUACCCGCAAACAAGCCCGACAUGUCAAUCGACAGUUAGUUCAUAGAGAUACGCUCUCUUUAUUUAGGUGUAGAGGUCGAACGAGCUUCGGCGUAAACAGCGGCCGUACCAGCCUUUCCGAUCGAGUCGAAAAUAAUAUACCCUGCAUGAUGUUCUUUCUUUACACGCUCUCCAUCGAGUACAUCCGUCAUUACACGGCCACUUUCCACAUAUUUCUCAGAUCGCUCGCAGGCCCGAGGAGUUCCCUUCAAUAUACAACAUAUUCCACCCUCAUUAACACCCGUGCCCGGAGACGCGAGCACUCAACACAUUCUCCUAUGUCCGCACGCACGUCUGCACCAGCAGAAAUACAGAUCUUUGAUCGCCAGCCACUCGGACAAUCUUCUCCUUGCUGUACACAUCAUAGAACCCCGGGAGAGAGAGACCUGGGAAGCCUGAUC